This is a messenger RNA of Paramecium tetraurelia, 1173 nucleotides long. RefSeq lists its product as uncharacterized. NCBI's taxonomy places the organism in Eukaryota, Ciliophora, Oligohymenophorea, Peniculida, Parameciidae. The record is from RefSeq and is a predicted model, not a curated record. Gene Ontology annotation, molecular function: ATP binding; protein kinase activity. The transcript has 7 exons. Gene Ontology annotation, biological process: protein phosphorylation.
AUGCAUUUAAGUCCUUCCAUUUAAAAACGAGACUCUCCAAAUGAAAUUCUUAGAGCAAGAAUGGAAAAGAAACCCAGUGGGAGAUUUACUUUUCUUAAAACUCAAUAGGAAAAUACUUGUUAAUAGUAAGUACAAAAUAACAGAGAUCGCAUCAAAUCUAAUUUAAGAGGUAUUGAAUUUUGGUAAUAGAUAGGAUAGAUUCUGCACAUUCUAAAUAGACCCUUGCCUGUUACCAAAGAUCAAAUUGAAGAAUUACUAGAUUUAGGCAAAAAAUUAGAUAUAGAAAUUAAUACAAUGGACUCUGAAUUCAUUUGUCCGAAUACUAAAGAAUUUCAUGAGAAUUAUGAUAUCUUAGAAGUAUUAGGAGAAGGAUGUUUAGGGUUAGUAAAGAAGAUUAUUCAUAAAACUUCUUAAGAUCUGUAUGCUGUCAAAAUUGUAUAGACUCAAGAUGAUGAAAUAAUUAGAAAUUUUAAAAGAUUAAUUAAGUUGUCACAUGAAAACAUCGUUAAAGUACAUAAAUUAUAUGUUGAUUUUGAUAACAGCUUCUAAUCUGAAAGAUAGGAAAUGUUUGUAGUUUUAAAUUCUUUGGGACAUUAUUGUGAAGCUGAUGCUAAAGAAAUCUUUAAAUAGUUAUUAAGUGCUAUUGAAUAUAUGCAUAGAAAUGGAAUUUGUCAUAGAGAUUUAAAACCAAACAAUAUUCUUUGUGUAAAUAACAAAAAGUAAAUCAAAGUGACAGACUUUAAUGUGAGCAAAUUUAGUGAUUCAUAUAAGGAAUUUGGAGAUUUGAAGGACAGAGAGAAAAUUGAAAUGUGGACAUAUACUGGAACAGUGGCAUUUUCUGCUCCUGAAAUCUUCACAGGAGAAGGAUACAAUUAGAUGGUUGAUAUGUGGAGUGCAGGGUGCAUUUUAUAUUCAAUGUUAUCGGGAUAAUUACCAUUCAAUGCAGAUUAUCUCAAUGAUUUGAUAGAUAAUAUUAAAGAGGCCAAGAUUAACUUCCCUGUUGAAUUAUUUGAAGGAGUUUCAGAAGAAGCCAAAGAUCUGAUCACUCAAUUACUUUAAAAAGAUUGGGCAUUAAGACCUCAUCCUGAUUCUGCAUUGAAACAUGGAUGGAUUAGUGAAGAUUAGAAGUUAUUGGAAAGUCAAAGAAAAGGAAUGAUCCAAGAUUAAUUCUGA